CUUCCUCGCGCCCGCGCCGCGCAGCUCGCCGCCGCAGCCCCCGGACCGGGAGGAUUAUGAGCGAGCCAUGAGGCGGCUGCGGCGCUGGGCGUUCGCGGCGCUGCUGCUGCUGCUGCCGCUGCUCCCCCCGCCCGGUGUGGGGACCCGGGGUCCCGCCGGAGCUCUGCGCUGGAGGGUCUCUCCCCCGUUGGGGGGCCCAGAAGCCCCGGAGGUCACAGAGCCCAGCCGUCUGGUGGGGGAGAGCUCCGGGGGAGAGGUCCGAAAGCAGCAGUUGGACACCAGGGUCCGCCAGGAGCCUCCUGGUGGCGCGCCUGUCCACCUGGCCCAGGUGAGUUUCGUCAUCCCAGCCUUCAACUCAAACUUCACUCUGGACCUGGAGCUGAACCAUCACCUUCUCUCUUCGCAAUAUGUGGAGCGCCACUUCAGCCGGGAGGGGCCAACCCAGCACAGCACCGGGGCUGGAGACCACUGCUACUACCAGGGGAGGCUCCGAGGCAACCCGCACUCCUUUGCUGCCCUCUCCACCUGCCAGGGGCUGCAUGGGGUCUUCUCUGACGGGAACUUCACCUACAUCGUGGAGCCCCACGAGGUGGCCAGGCCUCGGGAAACCCUCCAGGGACCCCUUCCCCACCUCAUUUACCGGACCCCUCUUCUCCCAGCCCCCCUCAGAUGCAGGGAACCAGGCUGCCUGUUUGCUGCCCCUGCCCAUUCUGCUUCUCCGAACCGACCAAGGCUGAGAAGGAAAAGGCAGGUCCGCCGGGGCCACCCUACAGUGCACAGUGAGACCAAGUAUGUGGAGCUGAUUGUGAUCAACGACCACCAGCUGUUUGAGCAGAUGCGACAGUCGGUGGUCCUCACCAGCAACUUUGCCAAGUCCGUGGUGAACCUGGCAGAUGUGAUGUACAAGGAACAGCUCAAUACCCGCAUCGUGCUGGUUGCCAUGGAAACGUGGGCAGAUGGGGACAAGAUCCAGGUGCAGGAUGACCUCCUGGAGACCCUGGCCCGUCUCAUGGUCUACCGGCGGGAGGGCCUGCCUGAGCCCAGUGAUGCCACCCACCUCUUCUCGGGCAGAACUUUCCAGAGCACCAGCAGUGGCGCUGCCUACGUGGGGGGCAUCUGCUCGCUGUCCAGGGGUGGGGGUGUGAACGAGUAUGACAACAUGGGGGCCAUGGCGGUGACCUUGGCCCAGACGCUGGGGCAGAACCUGGGCAUGAUGUGGAAUAAACACCGGAGCUCGGCAGGGGACUGCAAAUGUCCGGACAACUGGCUGGGUUGCAUCAUGGAGGACACUGGGUUCUACCUACCCCGCAAGUUCUCGCGCUGUAGCAUCGACGAGUAUAACCAGUUUCUGCAGGAGGGCGGCGGGAGCUGCCUCUUCAACAAGCCCCUCAAGCUCCUGGACCCGCCUGAGUGCGGGAACGGCUUCGUGGAGGCGGGGGAGGAGUGCGACUGCGGCUCGGUGCAGGAGUGCAGCCGCGCGGGCGGGAACUGUUGCAAGAAAUGCACCCUGACUCACGACGCCAUGUGCAGCGACGGGCUCUGCUGUCGCCGCUGCAAGUACGAGCCGCGGGGUGUGUCCUGUCGAGAGGCCGUGAACGAAUGCGACGUCGCGGAGACCUGCACCGGGGACUCGAGCCAGUGUCCCCCCAACCUGCACAAGCUGGAUGGUUACUACUGUGAUCACGAACAGGGCCGCUGCUACGGAGGUCGCUGCAAAACCCGGGACCGGCAGUGCCAGGCCCUUUGGGGCCAUGCGGCUGCUGAUCGCUUCUGUUACGAGAAGCUGAACGUGGAGGGGACAGAACGUGGGAACUGUGGGCGCAAGGGGUCAGGCUGGGUCCAGUGCAAUAAACAGGAUGUGCUCUGUGGCUUCCUCCUCUGUGUCAACAUUUCUGGAGCUCCUCGGCUGGGGGACUUAGGGGGAGACAUCAGCAGCGUCACUUUCUACCACCAGGGCAAGGAGCUGGACUGCAGGGGUGGCCAUGUGCAGCUGGCCGAUGGUUUAGACCUGAGCUACGUAGAGGACGGCACAGCCUGCGGGCCCAACAUGCUGUGCCUGGACCAUCGCUGCCUGCCAGCCUCUGCCUUCAACUUCAGCACCUGCCCUGGCAGCGGGGAGCACCGGAUCUGCUCCCACCAAGGGGUCUGCAGCAAUGAAGGGAAAUGCAUCUGUCAGCCAGACUGGACGGGCAAGGACUGCAGUAUCCACAACCCCCUGCCCACGUCUCUGCCCACAGGGGAGACGGAGAGAUAUAAGGGUCCCAGCGGCACCAACAUCAUCAUCGGCUCCAUCGCUGGGGCUGUCCUGGUUGCAGCCAUCGUCCUGGGCGGCACGGGCUGGGGAUUUAAAAACAUCCGCCGAGGAAGGUAUGACCCAACCCAGCAGGGGGCAGUGUGACGCCGGCCACGUCAUCCCUCCCGCUGUCCCUGUCUCCUCCAUCUCAUUCGUCACCUCGCAUUCUGUGGCUGGGGAGCUGGGGCUGGUUCCUCCACCCUUGCUGUCACUGCCAUCACUAUAGGGGUGGGAGAACCCCACUCACCCCAGGAAGAGUCCUCAACUUGCCCCUUGCCCCCUCCUCCAGUCCACCCACCCCCUCAGGCCUUGGUCAUUUAACUCCUGCCCUUCCUACGGCCAGACCACCUCUGGCCCCGUGGACCCUGGAGCUGUGCCCCUGCCCACACAGGCCCCAACCCCUGGGAAGGGAGCCUACCUCUGCGUCCCAUCUGUUUUGUCUUUCAUGUCACCGCUGUCUGACCUCCCGCCAGAUCCCCUCCCUGGCCAGCCUGUGACUUGCCGCCUCCAGGGCCCAGCACUGACCUCCCGGGGCCCGGCUCGAGGGCUCUCCUUCUGGGCCCUGCCUUAUAUCCUCCCCUGAUGCCCCUCUCCAUUCCAGGUCUGGAGGGGCCUAAGUGCCCUCCCCCUCCCUCCGAGCCUGGCGUCCACCAUCUCGGCCCUGAACCAGGAGGCUGCCCCCGCCCAGCCACGGAGGGAGGCAUCGUGCAAAUGUCUUCCGGGCUCAGCCCUUCAACUCCUGGCCCUACAGGGGCUUGGGGCCGGGUUGUGGCCCUGCCCUCACACCACCAGGGUGGACCAGGCCUGGAGGGCAUUUCCCCCACGGUCCCCCACCCCACCUCAUGCAGCUUUGGCCUUGCACACCAACUCUCCCUGUGUGAAUGUACCUUCCAUCAUCACAGAUUGCCACAGCUCAAGUUGGGCGGGGGGAGGGCUAGAGGGGUGCCCCAGUGGGGCAGGCAGCCACCAGUGGGCGUGGCCUGGGAUGGCCCCUCCUCAAAACCAGGCAGCUGGGACCAGGCAGGGUUUAAGCUCUCUGGGACCUAGGGGGGGAGGGCUGACAUCUACAUUUUUUUUUUUUUUUUAACUGAAUCUCAACUGAUGAAUGUAACUUUGGGGGUGCUGGGGCCAGGGCAGUUGUGGGGAUGUUCUGACAUUUUCAGGAAGGACUGGAGGAGCUGAGGUCUGACCAUCCCCCCCAUCCCUCCCCCGGGAUGGUCACACCUGGAAUCUUCUCACUGAACACAGACGUCGUCCCCAAGCCAGGCAGGGGCCUGGCAUCCCUGCUUGCCCCCUCCGCCCAGCCCUGCUGAGCUUGGAGAGAAGUACGAGUGCUGAUUCAAACCAAAGCUGCCUGUUCCGUGCCCAAGGCCUAGGUUAUGGGUACGGCAACCACAUGUCCCAGAUUGUCUUCGAUUCCAAAACAACCGUCCUGCUGUCCCUGCCAGGACACAUGUAUUGGGAGGACGGUCCUAGAAAAUACAGUCCCUAAAAUAACAUGGCACCUUCCCCCUUUCAAGAAGGGUGAUUCUGACUCAGGGUUUAGGUGCCCCCUGGCGUGGCCUGGAGGUUCCAGGCUGGGCCAUCUUCCCAGGGAGCACUCUCCCAAGGCGGGAAGGCCAGGGGUGGCCCAGUGCCUGGAGGGUUAGGGGCUCUGCCUGUGAUGUGCAAGAGGAAGUAGGAAAAGGCAAGUCUCAUGUUUGAUCCUCAGCUUCUAGAAAAGUCCUCAAGUCCCCGUCAAACCCAUUCUGCUCCCUAACCCCACUCCAGGGCAGAGUAGUAAGUUUACAGUCGGUUUCCCCAUUAGUCCUGUGAUCCCCACUGCAGCUGAGCCCGAGACCGAGGCUGGCAGAAUUCCUCAGUCCCCCCACAAACACAGUCCUGCCCAGGGCCUUUCCUCAUGACCCUCGCUUGGGACAGAGGAGCUGCCUCCUUAACUGCUGAAAACCAGCCGGCAGGGGCAAGCUGGGGGGCAAGCUACCUUCUGGAUGAAAGCCACAAAUGAACGGAGCCCCUCUUCCCAGGGAUACCCCCACCCAGACCAGCAGGGGUUUCUGAACACCCCAGGGCCUUUGAGCUGCCUCCCCCUGGGGCAUCUUUGAGGAGGAAUCAUGGAAGAAAUGGCUCCCUGUUUAUUUGCACCACCCCUCAGGGCAAACUGGGGACUGAGGCCCACUGACACCCUUUAAGGUGGCCGGAUGCAGCUGCAGUGGGGUCCUUGAUACUGAGCUCCAGCUGGCACUGCCCAAAUGAGGGGGGUGGAUGGGGUACCCCUCUGGCCAGUACUGCCCCACCAGCUAUACAAACUGAGGCAGGGGCAGGAGGCUAAGGGCCGGGUUUUGCACUAUUGCUGCGGUACCUUAAGGCAUCCUCUGGUGGUACACACGUGCACACAGGUGGCGAUGCAUCUGGCACAAGCAUUUGGAUCCACAUCUCCGCACAAGUCUGAAUACCUCUGCACACACAGGCGUGUCUGUGUGUGCGUGCACAUGGGGGUGGGGGUGGGCAUGUGGAGAACACAAGACUUCCUGUGACCAGUCCACCUGGCUCCCAGCUGUCCGCACCCUCCUGCCCCACCCUGGCAGUGCCCACCCUGGCAGCGCCCAGGGAGGAGGGGAGGCUGCACUGACCUGGGCCUGGAACUGGCUCCAUACAGCAUCCUGUAAAUAUGUCAUCUGGGGCUCGGGGUGGGGAGGCGGGGACAGGAACAUCAAUUAAAGAUCAUGUCCGGGGGCUUCCAUGGAGCUCA
Balaenoptera musculus (blue whale) is the source of this 5042-nucleotide messenger RNA. It is a transcript of the gene ADAM11, whose product is annotated as ADAM metallopeptidase domain 11. Lineage: Eukaryota; Metazoa; Chordata; Mammalia; Artiodactyla; Balaenopteridae. The coding region runs from base 68 to 2398 and encodes 776 amino acids. Gene Ontology annotation, molecular function: metalloendopeptidase activity. Gene Ontology annotation, biological process: proteolysis. The transcript has 26 exons. The record is from RefSeq and is a predicted model, not a curated record.